UUUAUUAUAGUCAUUCGUAUUUUUCAAGUUUAGCGUUUCCAUGUUUUCUGCUUUAUAUUUUCCAUUUUUUCUAAGACUUUCUUUGUAUUAACUUGUUUCAAGUAUAUUUGUAAUUGAUCAUUGAAACAUUUUUAUGAUCAGGGGAAACAUCAUUUCCACCUGGUGCCUGUGGAUGCUAGAUUGGACUCUGAUGGACAGAACUGUCAAUUUAUUAAUGAAUCAUGGCUUGUGUUGAACAAGACAAGCUGGGACAAGCAUUUGAAGAUGCUUUUGAGGUACUGAGGCAACAUUCAACCGGAGAUCUUCAGUACCCCCCAGACCUUCUAGAUUACAAAAAUUACCUGGCCUUCAUCAACCACUGUCAUGUCAGAGGGAAUUCCAGCUGCUGUGCUGUGCUGCCGGUAGAGGAACCUGUCUAUAACUGGAGAACAGUAAUAAACAGUGCUGCAGACCUCUAUUUUGAAGGAAAUAUUCAUCAAUCUCUGCAGAACAUCCCUGAAAACCAGCUAGUACAACCUGCUGUUCUCCAGCAAAAGGGAGGAAAAGGCAGGAAGAAGCUCCGACUGUUUGAAUAUCUUCAUGAAUCCUUGUGUAAUCCUGAGAUGGCAUCUUGUAUUCAGUGGGUAGAUGAAAACAGAGGCAUCUUUCAGUUCAUAUCAAAAAACAAAGAAAAACUUGCCCAACUUUGGGGAAAAAGAAAAGGCAACCGGAAGACGAUGACUUACCAGAAAAUGGCCAGAGCACUGAGGAAUUAUGAAAGAACUGGGGAAAUCACCAAAAUCCGGAGAAAGCUGACUUACCAAUUCAGUGAGGCCAUUCUCCAAAGACUCUCUCCAUCUUAUUUCUUGGAAAAAGAGAUCUUCUACUCACAGUAUGUUCAACCUGAUCAAGGACAUCUCAGUUUAAAUAACUGGAAUGCAAAUUAUAAUUAUACAUAUGCCAAUUACCCAGAGCUAGGUCACCCUGAUUGCUAAAUAUACUCUUACAUUUCAUGAUUUCCUGGCAUCGGAAAUCCCUACAAAUUCCGGGAUUUUUUUUUUCUUAAAGCAAAUACUGAAGAGAAAAAAACCAGUUAACUUCAUUGUUGCUAUCUUUUAUUAAAUAGCAUAAUUUACACUAACUUGGUGAGAUAUUCUGCCAGUGAAAAAUGAUCAAGUCCCUUUUGAAAGUAUAGACUAAGUGUCUUCGCUCUUACUGUUGUCUAUGCAAUACUUUCUUCUAGAUUAACAAUGCCAGUAGAGAUGAUUUGGUUUGUAUAUUCAUUUAAGUAUUAUUUUCCUGUCAUAACACUCAGACAAAAAAAAAUCCCUCUAACGUAUAUCUGACGGCUUUAACAACAUAACAAAAAAUAAUGGCAUAUGAUAGUGUUCAUGCUAAAAUACAUUCAUGACUGUAAAAACUUCAGUGACUAUCUAUCUUGAACCCAUGCACUUCAGACCUCAUGGUCUGUGAGGCUGUGCUGCUAAAGAGACGAUGGUCUAAGGAAAAUGCCACCUACAUUAAUGAUAAUAAAAAUCCAAAGCUUAC
Molecule: messenger RNA, 1527 nt
Organism: Equus caballus (horse)
Lineage: Eukaryota; Metazoa; Chordata; Mammalia; Perissodactyla; Equidae
Product: transcription factor Spi-C
Biological process (GO): cell differentiation; regulation of transcription by RNA polymerase II
Cellular component (GO): nucleus
Molecular function (GO): DNA-binding transcription factor activity, RNA polymerase II-specific; sequence-specific DNA binding
Source: RefSeq, a predicted model, not a curated record